Cicer arietinum (chickpea) is the source of this 807-nucleotide messenger RNA. Its product is annotated as senescence associated gene 20-like. NCBI's taxonomy places the organism in Eukaryota, Viridiplantae, Streptophyta, Magnoliopsida, Fabales, Fabaceae. The record is from RefSeq and is a predicted model, not a curated record.
CCAUGCAAAAAUCAGUGGUAACUCACAAAGUACCAUUCUCUCUAUAAAACCACAAAAGCCAAUAUAUAGUACCUACCCAAAAUAAUUUAUUUCAUAAAAAAAAAAAUGGACUCUUUGAUUUUGCAAGAGACCCAUCAAGAAAAUUUUGAAAUUCAAAACAAGGGUAUAGUUGAAAAGCUAUACAAAGCACUUUUGGGGCAAGGAACAAUGGAAAUGGUAUCAAAAUUGCUAGCAAGUGAUCUUGAGUAUUGGUUCCAUGGUCCACCAAAGUGUCAACACAUGAUGAAGGUGUUAACAGGGGAAAUAGAUCACAAAAAAGGGUUUAAAUUUGAGCCAAGAAGUGUUACUUCAAUUUGUGAGUGUGUUAUAAUUGAAGGUUGGGAAGGACAAGCUUAUUGGGUUCAUGUUUGGACAUUGAAAAAUGGGUUAAUUACACAAUUUAGAGAGUAUUUUAAUACAUGGCUUGUGGUGAGAGAUUUGAGGCCACCAAGAUGGGAAGAUCAUAAGCAUCAUGAUCAUAGUAUGACAUUGUGGAGGAGUCAACCUCGUGAUCUUUAUCGUCGUUCACUUCCUGGUCUUGUGUUAGCUAUUUAAAAAACAACACAACUCAUUGUUGUGCUUAAUUUUAUUUGCUAUGUUAAUGUUUUGUACAAUGUAUCAUGAAUUUGGUCCUAUGAAUUAAAGCAUCAUUUUCAAAUUAUUAGCAAAGUUUUUGUUUAUCAUGUGUAUUUGGCUUGUGGAUGGAUAUUAUGGUCAAUUGUUAAGGAACAAGUUGAAAUUGAAAAAUGAUGAAAGCUUAAAGUAGCA